This is a messenger RNA of Lethenteron reissneri (Far Eastern brook lamprey), 2205 nucleotides long. Its product is annotated as kinesin-like protein KIF2A. Gene Ontology annotation, biological process: microtubule depolymerization; microtubule-based movement. Gene Ontology annotation, cellular component: microtubule. NCBI's taxonomy places the organism in Eukaryota, Metazoa, Chordata, Hyperoartia, Petromyzontiformes, Petromyzontidae. The record is from RefSeq and is a predicted model, not a curated record. Gene Ontology annotation, molecular function: ATP binding; microtubule binding; microtubule motor activity.
UGAACCUCCCAUAAGGCCGCUAAGUUUAAAAAAGGAACCGGCAGAGACGCUGAGCAGCGGCGGUGGUUGUUGUUGUCUGUGGGUUUGUGUGGAGUUGGUAGAGGUCAGACAAACAAACCUCCCCUUCAACCAACUUCGUCGUCGUCGUUGUUGUUGUGUGUUAUUUUUAGGUGCCUCCCCAAUUUUUUUUUGGUUGAUUUUCUUUGAAUUUUCGUUGGAGAGUGAAGCCCAGCAAUGGCCACGAAAGGAGUCGAGGUCGGCAUGGUGGUCAUGAUCAAUAGGAGCGACGGCCGUGUGCAUGAGGCCACCGUGAUGGGGAUAGAUGCGAUCCACAAUAUCGUGAAGAUGGAGUGGAUGGAUUUGGAUAAUCAAGGCCGCUGCAAGGAGUUCUCUCUCCAAGAUAUAUACCGGCUGAACCCCAAGCUGGCUCUGAAGGACUCGGACCUGAUGCCUCCCCCUGCGCGACCCGCCGUUCCCGUGAAGUUACGACCGACGCCCUCGGUUGCAAACGCACGUGUCAUGCGUGGGUCCGACUGCUCGGUCGGGAACAGCGUCGUCGGGCUGAAGCAAGAGCCUCUGCCUCAAAGGAGUGACUUGGUGAGCCGACUUCCAGUUCCACGAGCUCAUUCCGACUCCACCACCAGCACCCUACAACUAGGCGCCCUCCCCGAACACCCAGCCCCGGCGUUGCCCGCUGCCCACGAUGGCGCCGCCGCUGCCUCCACCACCACGACCACCACCACCACUACAGGCAAUGCAGCAGCAGCAGGGCGCAGACGAACCACUUACAUGCCGGAGACGGACAAGGCGAGUCGGAUCCGGACCGAGCGGGCGUUCCAGAAUCAACAGCAGGGCCCUCGCGAUCGCCGCUUGCGGGGAGCAGCGAAUGGUCCUCACUGGGAGUUCCUGAAGAUGAUCCAGGAAUACCGUGCCAACCUCGACUUCCAUCCGCUCUCCAUCUCUGACCAGGUGGAGGAGCGAAAGAUCUGCGUCUGCGUCAGAAAGCGCCCACUCAACAAAAAAGAGCUGGCGCAGAAGGAGAUUGAUGUGGUGACGGUGCCCAGCCACGAGGUGCUCAUGGUCCACGAGCCCAAACACAAGGUUGACCUCACCAAGUACCUGGAGAACCAGACGUUCCGCUUCGACUACGCCUUCGACGAGUCUGCCUCCAACGAAGUCGUCUACAAAUUCACCGCCUACCCAUUGGUGCAGACAAUCUUCAACAAGGGCAUGGCCACGUGCUUCGCUUAUGGACAGACGGGAAGCGGCAAAACCCACACCAUGGGUGGAAAUUUCAACGGUCGCUCGCAGGAUUGCACCAAGGGUAUCUACGCCAUGGCAACACGGGAUGUGUUUGACCUGCAGGGAAACAAGCACUACAGACAUCUGAAUCUGCAUGUGUACGCCACCUUCUUUGAGAUCUACAGCGGGAAGGUGUUCGAUUUGCUGAAUAAGCGUGCGGCCCUGCGAGUACUGGAAGAUAGCAAGCAGCAAGUGCAGGUGGUGGGGCUUAGCGAGUGCCCCGUCUCCUCCAGCGAAGAGGUGCUCGCCCUCAUUGAGACUGGGAGCAAGUGCAGGACGUCAGGCCAGACAUCGGCCAACGCGACGUCGUCGCGCUCGCACGCCAUCUUCCAGCUGAUACUGAGGCGCGGCGAGCUUCUGCACGGCAAGUUCUCGCUCGUGGACCUCGCCGGUAGCGAGCGCGGCGCCGACACGGGCAACUCCGACCUGCAAAUGUGCCGUGAGGGCGCCGAGAUCAACAAGAGCCUGCUGGCGCUGAAGGAGUGCAUCCGAGCGCUGGGCCAGAACAAGGCACACACGCCAUUCCGCGGCAGCAAACUCACCCAGGUGCUGAGGGACUCGUUCAUCGGGGAGAACUCCCGCACCUGCAUGAUCGCCAUGAUUUCUCCUGCGAUGAGCUCCUGUGACCACACGAACAACACGCUGCGAUACGCAGACAGGGUGAAGGAGCUGGGGGUGGAGCAGGGCGGGGAGGAGCGACAAUCGGCACCGCUCGCUUCCACCACUGCCGCCACCGCCGUGGCAGAGCCUGAACCGGAGGACGACGUCAAUAUGGACGAGGCGGGGGAAAAGGAGGCCCCUCAGCCACGUCAUCGACGGCUGCCCUCUCUCAUCCUGGAGGAGGAGAUGCCACUGGAGCUGCCCUCCGAAGAGUCUCUUCUCCAGCCGUUCAAGAAUAAGAUC